This is a messenger RNA of Echinococcus granulosus, 441 nucleotides long. RefSeq lists its product as hypothetical. Bases 1 to 441 code for a protein of 146 amino acids. Lineage: Eukaryota; Metazoa; Platyhelminthes; Cestoda; Cyclophyllidea; Taeniidae. The transcript has 3 exons. The record is from RefSeq and is a predicted model, not a curated record.
AUGCACGUAGGAUAUGGUGUUGAGUUCCUUGAUAAUGGCAGUUUACUCUCUGCCCAUCCGUAUUUAAUGGAAAAUGCCCUUCACGAUUUGGGUCAUGGUUAUCGUCAACCCCCAAAUGACUCAAAGGAAUAUGUAAAUCAAAUGCAUUUAUACCACUUAACACCUGUUCCACAUAAAAAUGAAAGGUAUUUCCACUGUACAGACAAAGAUGCACAGGAAAAUGUAGUUAAUACAUUGAAACAAGGAACAUGUUCAAAAAUGAGACCUUUGUGCACUUCAAUUUCCCGUAAGUUUGGACAUUUAACAUCACAGCUCGAUUCCAUUCAUAGUAGUUAUUUUGUAUUUAGUUUUUCUGGGAUAUCAGUGCACCUACUUUGCGUAUGCCUUAAUGUUCUUUCAGGCUACAGCAAAAUGGCAAAUUUAUUUGAAAUUAGUCGUUGA